UUUCCUUUCUUAGACAACCAAUCGGUCAUAGUGACGAACCUUCUUCCCCUAUGACUACACACCAAUCCUGGUAAACCUUCACUAUAUAAACAACCUCUAACCCCGCACUCACACUUCUCUUCUCUUUCACUACAGAAUCAUCCAUCCUCUUUCAAAUACACCUUCCAUUAAGCUUACACUUUCCCCGCCUUACGAGUCUACGAACGAACUGUUACGGUCUACGAUUGUUUCUCUACAUACCCUACAAUAUUUCUUCCAUUAAUCAUGUCGAGCAUCGUAAACAAGGUUAAGGACGCCCUGACGGGUGACAAGCACGACACGACCACUACCCACCACUCCACGACGGGUACUGGAGCCACUGGAACUACAGGUUCUACCAACUACGGCCAUCACGAUACCAACAUUGGCAAUAAGGCCGACCCUCGCAUCGAUAGCGAUCUUGACCACCGUGGUGCUACCGGUGCCACUGGCACUACUGGAACCUCUGGUUACGGAGCUGGCACUACCAGUGGCUCUUCCAACUACGGACCUCAUGACUCAAACUUAGCUAAUAAGGCCGAUCCUCGUGUCGACAGUGAUCUUGACAACCGUGGUGCCCCAGGAACUUCUGGCUAUGGAACUUCUGGUUACGGAGCUGGCUCUACCAGUGGCUCUACCAACUAUGGUCCUCAUAGCUCAAACGUGGCUAACAAGACCGACCCUCGUGUAGACAGCGACCGUGACCACCGCGGUGCUCACGGCACCACUGGCACUACUGGCACUACUGGAGGUUACGGGUCUAGCACCACCAGUGGCUCGACCAACUAUGGCCCUCACUCGAGUAACGUUGCGAAUAAGGCCGAUCCAAGAGUUGACAGUGAUCUUGACAACCGUGGCACCCAUGGUACUGGUCUAGCUGGCGCCGCCGGCACCACUGGUGCGACUCACCACAGUCACUCAGCUACCGGCACUGGCACUGGCACUGGCUAUGGCUCGACCAAUGCUGGCCCUCACAAUACCAACACUGCCAACAAGCUUGACCCACGCGUGGAUUCCGACCUCGAUGGAUCUCGCAAUCUGGGUACUGCCGGUCACUCAACCACCACCGGUGGCAGCACUGGCACUGGUGCUGGUUAUGGCACUCAUAAUUCCCAUGGUACUCACGGUACUCACGGUACUCACGGUACCCACGAGACUUAUGGCACUCAUGGUACUCAUGGUUCUCACGGUACUCACGGCAGCACUGGCACUGGUGCUGGUUAUGGCACUCAUAAUACCCGUGGUACUCAUGGUACUCACGAUACUUAUGGCGGUCAUGGUACUCAAGGCACUCAUGGCACCCAUGGCUCCCAUGGUACUCAUGGUGCUUAUGAUGCAGCUGGAGCGGGACCUGGCCCUGCGCCUAACACUGCCGGCCCCCAUAAGCAAGAUAUCCUCAAUAAGGUGGAUCCUCGCGUCGACUCCGAUCUUGACGGUAGCAAGACUGUUGGUGGCAAUAAGACUUACACGUAGGUGAUCCAGGAGCAGUCCAUGGUCCUUGGAGCCCGACCUUAAACGUUUGCCCUUAGGUCUUCUGGUUCAACCGCCAAGGAUCCACGGGAUGCGGCACAGGUCCCUCCAAGUGUUUUUGCACAGACUGUGGGCGAACCUGAGAUUAUGCACGGCGAUACUUCUCACAAUCGGGCGGGUCGUCAUGGUAGCACCACAGGUGAGGAUCUUCGGCGCUACGGCUCUGGCCAGCGUUGAAAAUUUUUUCUUUGUUUAUUCUUAUUUUCUUAGCGAUGGAUGGUGUGAUACCAAGAAAAACGCCUAGCUUUGUUGCCUGAUGGGCAUUUCUUUGCUUGCUUCGCUUUUGCAUGCAUUAGUUUUACGGCUCUCACAUUGGAGCAAAUAGGACGAAUUAUUUCUAGCAAAUCUUUGAACGCUAAACGCAUGAUUAUGUGAAAAUUGAUAAGAGAAUGGUG
Xylona heveae TC161 is the source of this 1943-nucleotide messenger RNA. RefSeq lists its product as hypothetical. The transcript is spliced from 6 exons. The record is from RefSeq and is a predicted model, not a curated record. NCBI's taxonomy places the organism in Eukaryota, Fungi, Ascomycota, Xylonomycetes, Xylonales, Xylonaceae. Bases 265 to 1491 code for a protein of 408 amino acids.